UAAUUCACGUUUUUUUUGUUUCGUUCUCUCUCGAAGUCGAAACAGAAGUUGGGGAAAAGUGGAGAGAAAAUUAAUAAGAAAACCUCUUUCGCUUCUAACUCUCUUCUUUCUUCGUCUUCAAAUGUAAAGGCAAUGCUCGAUCUCAACAACCUAAUCGAAUAAUGGAACUCACUGAUUCUACGAAAAAGCAACUCGGAGAGACCAGGAGCGCCGCUCUCGACGAAGAUAAUCGCUCCUUUCUCGGCAUCGAUCUUAACGAAAUCCCUACCGGCGCUACUCCCGGCGGCGCUGUUCAGGACGAUGACGGAGAGUAUGAGCCCGUUGAAGUUGUUAGGUCAAUUCAUGAUAAUCCGGACCCAGCGCCUGGAGCCCCUGCUGAGGUUCCUGAGCCGGAUCGGGAUGCCGCGUGCGGCGCCUGUGGAAGGCCGGAGUCGAUGGAGCUCGUAGUAGUCUGCGACGCUUGCGAGCGAGGGUUUCAUCUUAGCUGUGUUGACGACGGAGUGGAGGCUGCUCCUUCCGCCGAUUGGAUGUGCAGCGACUGUGUUGCCGGCGGCGGGAGGAGUAAACUGUGGCCGUUGGGGGUGAAGUCCAAGCUCAUCCUGGAUAUGAACGCCUCGCCGCCGAGUGAUGCCGAGGGAUACGGAGGCGAGGAUACGUCAGAUUCGAGAAAGCAUAUGCUGGCCAUGGGGAACUCUUUUGAACAUUCAAUGACGCAUUCAAGCUUUCUGGAUCCUGGUAGAGCACAUACUUUAGGUUUUGGCUUCCCAUCAAACCUCGGCAACAGUACUUUGCCCAUCAGAUUCCCAUCCUUGGAUCCAAGCGAGCUCUUGUUGCAAAAUCUCAGGCAUUUCAUAUCUGAAAGGCACGGAGUUUUAGAAGAUGGUUGGCAUGUCGAAUUUAAACAGCCUUUAAAUGGCUAUCAUCUCUGUCCAGUGUAUUGUUCUCCGAGUGGAAAAACAUUUAGUUCAAUACAAGAUGUUGCUUGUUAUCUCGGCUUGGCAACUAAUGGUAACUACAGCUGUAUGGAUACUGAUAUCAGGAAUGAGAGUUCUCUUCUUCAAGAAAGAUUGAAUAUGCCCAAGAGAAGAAAGACAUCAAGAUGGCCAAACAAUAGUUUCCCUGACCUAAAGGGUAGUUCAGUGAGUGCUCAGCUCAGUCGUUUUCCAUACAAUGGUCAGACGAUGCCCCCUUUUGCCAUUUCAUCUGGUGAAUCUCUUAGCUCUGGGAAUAAUGGAUGCGGUUGUGAGGAAGCUAAUAAAGGACUUCCUAUGCAAUUUGAAGAUUUCUUUGUCCUCUCGCUUGGACGAAUUGACAUAAGACAGUCUUACCACAAUGUCAACAUGAUUUAUCCAAUAGGAUAUAAGUCCUGCUGGCAUGAUAAAAUCACGGGGUCUUUAUUUACUUGUGAAGUAUCUGGUGGUAGUUCUGGGCCUGUUUUCAAGAUUACACGGUCACCAUGCUCUAAAUCAUUUGUUCCAGUUGGAUCAACUGUCUUCUCCUGCCCAAAGAUUGAUGAAAUGGUGGAACAGAACAUUGACAAACGAGGUGAUCGGAGAGACAGUAUUCAAGAACAUGAUGACGACACUGUUGAAAUCCUUCUUUCAGAUCCAUCGCCACCACUUGGAGAUGAUAUAUUGUCUUGUUUACAGGAGAAGAGUUUCUCCAGUACAUUCUAUUGCUUGCGCUCGGAAGUUGGUUCUUCUCAAGUAGACUUAAAUAAUACUCUAUCCUAUAAUCAGCAGCAUGAGGUUGAGAUUGGCGAUAUUAUUGUGGAAGAAGAUUCAUUGUCUGUUGCAUGGCAAAAGGUGUCUCAAAAACUUGUUGAUGCAUGUUCCAAUGUCCUGAAGCACAAGGGUACCAUGAACUUCCGUUGCAAGCAUGUUGACAGAGAAACGAGGGAAAUCAACUGGGAUACAAGAAAUGAGAAAGAUAAUGUGAUUUUAUCUUUGUCAAGAUUUUGCUGUUCUUUGGCUCCUCACAGUGCUACAUGUGGUGGAAAGGAUAAUAGCGAGAUUGCAUCUCUAGUUGAUGUUUUGUCAAGGUGGCUGGAUCAAAGCAGGUUUGGGCUUGAUGCAGAUUUUGUACAGGAAAUGAUUGAACGUAUGCCUGGUGCCGAAUCAUGUUCAAAUUAUAGGUCUCUGAAGACUAGAAGUUCUUCUGUUUCUGUAACUGUAGCAGAAGGAGCGCUUAUUGCCAAUCCAAAAGUUGGAGAAAAUGUCAGGGAAGAAGUUUUUGGUGAGAUAUCUCGGAAAGCCAAAAGGCAUAAACUAAAUGGUGGUCAUGGUUUCAGCAAUCCACACCCUCCUCCCGGGAGGCCUAUGUGUUUGAGGCUUCCUCCUGUGGUUGUUGGUGACUUCCUUCAGGUAUCUGAAGUGUUCUGGCGUUUCCGUGAAAUUUUGGGUUUGGGAGAGGCUUUCUCCCCUGAGAAGCUUGAACAAGAGAUUGUCAAUCCAGUGUUCGAUGGUUUGUUUCUUGAUAAAUCUGGGAAAGAAGUUAAUAGAAGUGAGAUGAACAUUAGUGAUGAGGAUCGUACAGCUACUAAAUUUUUAUCUUUGUUGGAUGAAUCUCGCCAACCUUUUUCUUCGGAAAAUACCUUUGCUUCUGUACUAAAAGAGACGAAAGCAGGGGAUUCUACUGAGUUCAACAUUUCAAAUUCCUCUCGUGGGCCGUGCGUGGGUGCACUUCUAACAAAGACUCACAUUUCGCUUCUGCAAGUGCUAAUAUGUGAGUUGCAAUCCAAGGUAGCUGCAUUUGUUGAUCCAAACUUUGAUUCUGGAGAAUCAAGAUCCAGACGGGGACGGAAAAAGGAUGACAGUACACUUUCUGCUAAAAGAAAUAAGCUGCAUAUGCUUCCUGUUAACGAGUUCACAUGGCCUGAAUUGGCCCGUAGGUACAUUUUGUCUCUUUUAUCAAUGGAUGGGAACCUCGAAUCAGCGGAGAUUGCUGCUCGUGAAAGUGGUAAGGUAUUCCGUUGCUUACAAGGGGAUGGUGGUUUGCUCUGUGGUUCACUUACAGGAGUGGAUGGGAUGGAAGCCGAUUCAAUGUUACUUGCAGAGGCUAUUAAAAAAAUAUUUGGUUCUUUGACAAGAGAAAAUGAUGUUCUCUCUGUGGAAGAUGAUGAUUCUGAUGGCCUUGAUGCUACUGAGACAAACGCUUGCAAUGGUGAUAUUCCAGAAUGGGCACUGGUUCUGGAACCUGUGAGAAAGCUUCCAACAAAUGUUGGGACUAGAAUCAGAAAGUGUGUCUAUGAUGCUUUAGAGAGAAAUCCACCAGAGUGGGCAAAGAAGAUAUUAGAGCAUUCCAUCAGUAAAGAAGUAUAUAAAGGCAAUGCAUCAGGACCGACAAAGAAAGCUGUCCUCUCAUUGCUAGCCGAUGUUCGAGGUGGUGAUUUGGUGCAGAAGUCUGUCAAAGGAACCAAAAAGAGGACGUCUAUUGGUGUUUCUGAUGUCAUUAUGAAGAAAUGUCGUGCUGUGUUGCGUGAUGUUGCAGCUGUAGACGAGGAUAAAGUGUUUUGUACUUUAUUGGGGCGAAAGUUACUGAAUUUAAAUGAUAAUGAUGAUGACGGACUCUUGGGAUCACCUGCAAUGGUUUCGCGUCCCCUAGACUUUAGAACUAUUGAUUUGCGGUUGGCUGUCGGUGCGUAUGACGGAUCAACUGAAGCUUUUCUUGAGGAUAUUCUUGAGCUGUGGAGUUGUAUACGUGUUAUGUAUGCGGAUCAGCCUGAUUCUUUAGAACUGGUUGAAAAGUUGUCUAAAAAAUUUAAGUCACUAUACGAAGCCGAGGUUCUACCACUUGCUCAGAAACUUAUGGACUACAGAAAAUUGGAAUGUCUGAGUGCAGAGAUGAGGAAGGAAAUUAAGGACAUUGUUGUUUCAGUAAAUAAGCUUCCCAAGGCCCCGUGGGAUGAGGGGGUAUGUAAAAUAUGUGGCGUUGACAAAGAUGAUGACAGUGUUCUCUUGUGUGAUACAUGCGAUGCGGAGUAUCACACAUAUUGUUUGAAUCCCCCUCUUAUUAGAAUUCCUGAUGGAAAUUGGUAUUGUCCCUCAUGUGUCAUUGCCAAGCGCAUGGCUCAAGAUGCUUUGGAAUCGAACAAACUAGUCAGACGGCGGAAACGUAGAAAGUAUCAGGGGGAACUUACCCGAGCUUCUAUGGAAACAGCUGCUCGUCUGGUAGAUGUGAUGGGCGAAAAAGACUACUGGGAGUUCAGUGCUGAGGAGAGAAUCCUGGUGCUUAAGCUUCUAUGCGAUGAACUGCUUAGCUCAUCCCUUGUUCAUCAACAUCUCGAGCAAUGUGCCGAAGCCUUAAUUGAAAUGCAGCAGAAUUUGCGCUCUCUUUCCUCAGAAUGGAAAAACACAAAAUUGCGGCAAGAAUUUCUGACGGCUAAACUCGCAAAGGUUGAACCUAGUAUUCUAAAGGAGAUGGGCGAACCACAAAAUUCAAGUAGCUUUGCAGACCACCAUGGACGUCAUCAACAACAGGAGAAUGUUGGAGAGAAGGUUCCUCAUGAUGAUGGCACGUCCUCUGCUGCGUUUCUUACCAAUAAUCAGGGGAAAGCUCCGAUUGAGACCCAUGCUCAAACUGGAGGGUCAAAUGUCAUUUCCAGUGAGAACAAAAUUCACACCCCAGAAAAAGUUACAUCCCCUGGAAGGAACGAGUUGCCAAUAGAGGUAACGGAUCAUAUGUCUUGUGAAAUAGAAGAUACCACAGAGACCUUGGACAAAUCAGUUGGAAAGAACCGUGAAACACACUCUAUAAAACCUAAUGCGGCGGAAUUGAAGACAGCACAUGAUGCAUCUUCUCUGGCUUCCCAAGAGUUGCAGGCUUGUCGACAGGAUUUGAAUGCCACUAGUAAUGAAAUACAGAAUCUGCAGCAAUCAAUCAGAAGCAUAGAAUCACAGAUUCUAAGGCAAUCUAUACGAAGAGACUUUCUGGGAAGUGAUGGUAGUGGUCGUCUAUAUUGGGGUUGCUACUUCGCAGAAGAACAUCCUCGUAUUUUGGUUGAUGGAAGCAUGUCGUUGCAGAAAGCUGUACAAGUUGAUUUGACAGGUUCAAAAGUUCCCUCCCCAUUUCUCCAUGCCGUUGACCAUGGAAGACUAAUGGUCUCACCCUGGACAUAUUACGAAACUGAAGCGGAGAUCAGUGAGCUUGUCCUAUGGCUUCAUGAUGAUGACCCAAAAGAAAGAGAGUUGAGAGAGUCUAUUAUGUGCUGGAAAAGGAUACGAUUUGGGGAUCUUCAAAGGGAAAUUAAACAAGCUGAGAAUUCGUCCUCUCCAAUAAUGGCUGGGGAUCUUGUGACCAAGGCUGCCAUGGCAAUGGAGAAGAGAUAUGGUCCAUGCAUCAAACUAGAGAUCGAAACCUAUAAAAAACGGGGGAAGAAGACAAAGUGUGCAGAGCGAGAGAAACUGUGUAGAUGCGAAUGCUUGGAAUCCAUUUUGCCAUCUAUGAUUCACUGCCUCAUAUGCCACAAAACAUUUGCAAGUGAUGAUGAAUUUGAGGAGCACGCCGAGAGUAAGUGUGUUCCUUAUUCAUUAGCAACUGAAGAAGGCAAAGAAAAAUCUGAUUCUUCAAAAGCAAAAGAAAGCCUGAAAUCCGAUUAUCUUAGUGUAAAGUCUAGCGCUGGCAAAGAUAAAGCUGAAAUAUCCAAUGUUUCUGAACUUGGUUCUGGGUUGAUAAGAUAUCAAGAAGAAGAAUCUAUUUCCCCAUACCAUUUUGAGGAGAUCUGCUCCAAGUUUGUGACAAAGGAUUCUAACAGAGAUUUGGUUAAAGAGAUUGGUCUGAUCGGUUCAAAUGGAAGUCCAACAUUUCUUCCGUUGCCAUCUAUUCAUCUUAACGACUCAAUGCUCAUAUCGGCCACUUGCAAUAAGCUAGAUGGUGGUGAUUCAGGGGAUCAGGUGAUUUUUACUGGUUCUGAAGCCAAUGGUGAAGGCUUGAAUUCUGAAUCAUUGGACAGAUCUGUGACAAAUGAUCUUGGCAAUCCGCUGAAUAAACUGAGCGGAAUGGGAUGUGACAAGUCAGAGGAAAAGAACAAAAAGUCUACAGGUAGUGGGUUAAAAGGCUGCUGUGUGGUUCCACAGGCUUCUUUGAAACGUGUUACUGGCAAAGCUUUGCCGGUUUUCAGAUUCCUUAAAACCAACUUGCUUGAUAUGGAUGUGGCACUACCUGAAGAAGCUUUAAGACCAUCGAAAUCACAUCCAGACCGUAGACGAGCUUGGCGUGCUUUUGUUAAAUCGGCACAAAGCAUUUUCGAGUUGGUUCAGGCAGCAAUUGUGGUAGAAGACAUGAUAAAGACAGAGUACUUGAAAAAUGAAUGGUGGUACUGGUCUUCUCUAUCAGCGGCUGCUAAAAUCUCGACGCUCUCUGCGCUAUCCCUUCACAUCUUCUCGCUCGAUGCAGCGAUUAUGUACGAUAAAACCAUAACUCAAUCAGAUCCUAUGGAUGCGACAAAGGAGAUAGGCUUACAAGAGCAGAAGUCACAACCUGUAACAGAUCCACAAGAAAGAAGCAGCAGAGCUAACAGAAGGUCUGGUAAGAAAAGGAAAGAACCUGAGGGAGCAUAACAGUUUACUUGAAACCACACAAGUAGAAAAGCUUUGAGCGUGCAAGAACAUGAAAACGGAAAUGGUGGCUUUUUUUUUAAAUCAAAGUGGAGCCAAUCAAUGUGUGUUUGUGUAGAUAUAGGGAAUGUUUCAGUCUGUUGGGGAUGUUGAGAUCCGGUUUGGUGGUUUAGAUCGUUCUUGGAAUUGAAGGGGGGGGGUUGAAAGUGGGUCUAACAGGUGGAUGAGCGGAGAGAGUAUGUGUACGUACACAUACAUAUAUGUAGAAGACAAACUAAUGUGGAAUUAACUAGUGGUAGUAUUAAAGCCGCUUUUUUUUCAGACA
Brassica napus (rape) is the source of this 6879-nucleotide messenger RNA. Its product is annotated as methyl-CpG-binding domain-containing protein 9. Bases 162 to 6557 code for a protein of 2131 amino acids. The record is from RefSeq and is a predicted model, not a curated record. Gene Ontology annotation, molecular function: DNA binding; protein binding. The transcript is spliced from 10 exons. Gene Ontology annotation, cellular component: nucleus. Lineage: Eukaryota; Viridiplantae; Streptophyta; Magnoliopsida; Brassicales; Brassicaceae.